Molecule: messenger RNA, 2376 nt
Organism: Thamnophis elegans (Western terrestrial garter snake)
Lineage: Eukaryota; Metazoa; Chordata; Lepidosauria; Squamata; Natricidae
Gene: PLEKHN1
Product: pleckstrin homology domain containing N1
Exons: 15
Coding region: 1-1983 (660 amino acids)
Biological process (GO): positive regulation of apoptotic process; 3'-UTR-mediated mRNA destabilization; response to hypoxia
Cellular component (GO): mitochondrial membrane; cytoskeleton
Molecular function (GO): phosphatidylserine binding; phosphatidylinositol phosphate binding; cardiolipin binding
Source: RefSeq, a predicted model, not a curated record
AUGUGUGAAUUUGUAUUGGCGGAUGCCGCAGCCCAGAUGAACUUUGCCAGCCAGGAGAAUGAAAAGGAAAACCUGGACCAGCGAUUCCCCAGCCUAUUCAAAAAAGGACGGAGGAAGACGGUGGUGCGGAACCUGGGAAAAAUAAUCCACUAUUCCAAACUCAAAUUUAAGUUUCAGCCCUUCCAGGAAGCAAGUGACUGCUAUCUGGAGCUUUUUCAAGAGUUCCUCUAUUUUCAGUCGCUCGGCCCCAACGGACACAAGUAUAAGGGUUUGCUGCCCCUGACAGAACUGCAGCUGACGAAACUUGAAAACGAAAAUGGCGUUCAGGAAGAUCUCCACGCUUUUCAAAUUACAGGUCCCCUGCUCUCUCCCCUGACCAUCUACUGCCCCAGCCAGGCCGAACUGAGGCACUGGCUCUACCACCUGGAGAAACAGAUCAAUUUAAGCGGAGGACGCCCAGAUUUGUCCCUGGAAACUCAGAGGGCCUGGACGCAGGGCCUGCUGGGCAAGGAGCAGCUGCGGUGGUCAUUGCAAAAUGCCCAUGUGCAAGAAUGGAAGGGCACCCAGCGCAAGUCCCUGGGCGACAUCCUUUGCGUCUCCAAAGUCAAGUUGCAGCAUUUACCUUUCCAGGAACAGCAUCAUCGCCUGUUGGUGCUCUAUCCUUCUACCCUGGUUAUUCUCUCUGAGGAACGUAACGGCCUCUACUUCAAGGGUGAAUUGCCUCUGAAUGCCAUCCAGGUACAAUUUGAGGAAAACCAGAAGACGGCUUUUUUAAUAGAAGGCCGGCUAAUCAACUCCAUCCGAGUGAUCUGCUCCAGCUACGAAGACUACCAAGAGUGGUUAUACUGUCUUAAAACCGCUCAGUUCCGCCAUGCAGAUUCUUCCCUCUCUGGAUCAGAGAGUUUCUCUGGGUUGAAGCCUUCUCACCUGGCACAGUUUUCAGGAAGCGGAAGAGGGUCACUCACCUCGGAGGGCAGAACGAAUUCCUGGGCUUCUGCCGGGAAGGGGGCUACGUCCACCCACCACUCUCAAACCAGUACAGCUUCUUUCUCCGAGAGACAAUCGGUCGAUGCGAUGCCGGACAAUCGGUUAGCUGAAAGCUCUCUGCCACAACCAGUUUGCUGCUCGGGAAAGCGAGGGACGGGGAUGCCGAAAGCCGAAGGGCUGAAAAGGAAGGGGAGUUCCCGAAAGUCCAAAGGGAAGGGUGUCCCGCCACCUCAGCAGCCCCAGAGCCACCGGGAGGACCCCGAGAAGAAAAGCUCUGUCCCGCUCACCUCGAAGCACCCGCGUGGAGAAGGCGUCUCCCCUGUGUACAACGAGCCGUACUCGGCGGCGGUGCAAGAGGAACAUCCUGCGGUCCGCCCGUUGCACCUGGACUUAAACAAUCUGAAACGGUGGAACGUGCCGAGAAGUCAGACCUGCCCUGCUCCCCAAACCCUGGAAAAUAUCUCUCUUUCGUCUUCCCCCAUGUAUGCUGACCCCUACACGCCUAAUUCCCCCUCCUUGCAUGGGGCUGCAGGCUCCUACUUCCUAGAGCUUGGCGGGAGGUGUCACGGACCAUCCACUGUGGAGCACCAGAAUGGCUACCCGGCCAUGCCGGUGUCGGUUCCCAUCUGCCAUCAUCCUCUGGGGUGGAAGAGCUUUCAACCUUCCUGUGGGAACCACUGGCGAGAACAAGGCCUUGCACAGACAGGCAACGCCUCUGCCCCAGCCUUUCAUUUUGCUACAGAACCUGCACCAGAUGUCCAUUACUUGACCACGAGCACCACGUCAGGAGAUGGCCUUCGGAUGCGUUCCUUACCGACAUCAGAUGAAAAUCUCCAGGACUGCAACCUGCCUGAAACAGGAGGGGAGACCCUCGACUCGACAUACCACGACUACGCUGAGCUGCAGAGCUUCCACGAGGACUACAGCUACGACAACAUCUGGGAUACAGAGGUGAAGAAGCCCCCUUCCUCCAGCCAGGAGAUCUACCACUGCUAAGGGAGGUGUUCCCCAUCCUCCACCCUAAGAGGGGAAGAACUGCAGGGGGAAGGGAACCAGGCUCUGUUUUUUAAUAGUGCAAAGGUUGUGGAUGAUGGGUUUCCAGAGACCAGGAGCCUUUCCUGGCUGCUUUCGGACGCCUCGUUCUAGUUCCUGUUGCUUUUACUUCGCCUUGUGGUGCUAUGGAAAAAAAAACUUCUGAGGAAAUGGAUCUGGAAUUCUUCCGUCCACUAAUCAGUCCGUUGUGUAUCGAGACACUCUGUGGUUGUCAUGAAGAAAACUGCACAUUCUGUGGAGUCAAAGCCAGUCUGGAUUUUUGUGUGCCGCUGAUAGAUUUUGCAAUUCAACCCCAAACAGCAACUAAAUAAAUAAAUAAAUAAAUAGAAAUCCUGA